This is a messenger RNA of Acaulospora colombiana, 706 nucleotides long. Lineage: Eukaryota; Fungi; Glomeromycota; Glomeromycetes; Diversisporales; Acaulosporaceae. The record is from the annotation of a GenBank genome assembly.
AUGUACGCUAUCGCUAACUUGCACGAUAGUCUGAGCUCUAGGCGUAGAAAUAGUUUCAGUUCUCCCACGAAAGACUCCGAAGCGAAGCCGAACACCCAACCAUCGUCAUCCACUUCAUCUACUCCUACUUACUCAGGCACUAAGGAAAAACGUAAAAACAAUAAAAAACCUCAAAAAAAAGUAUCACCUGACGUGCAACCUCAAACUUAUUCCUCAGAAAAGAUAAAUGAAGAAAUUGGACUAGCGACACAGAAUGCCACCAAUCUUAUCAACGCACUCACAUUAUUAGGCCCAAAUUCAGAUGUUGAAAAUGAUCUCGAGCUUCAGGAAUUGGUUCAAAAAUGCAAAUCUUCAUCAGAACAAUUAGUCAAAAUCAUAUCGAUGGUUACGGAAGGAAAUGAACUUGGACCCCUAUUGCAGUCUAACGAUCAAGUGCAAGGUGCGUUGGCAGCGUUCUCCGAUUGUGAAUCCGGAGCAACUAGGGAGGCAGAAAUUUCAUCCUCCACACGUGGAAUUGAAAAUGAUGGAAGAAAUAAUAAACUUGCAGCUUCGAGAAUUCAUAAGGAUUUUGAUGAUCUCAUCAGUCUAGACUCGUACUCUGCCGCCAAUUCUUUGCCAACCAACGGCUUUAUUCCUGAUAGCAGCCUGUUGGAUGACCCCUUUGCAGAUCCCAUUACACCUUCUAGGACGCCCGAGCCAGAACCUG